UCCAGUCUGUACUUCAAAACCUGCAACCAGCACCAGAAACUAACCAGAGACACGUUCUCUGGCUCCAUUGGGCACUACCGCCCUGCAGACCGGCCUGUUACCCUGGUGCAACUCAGGCACCCAUCAGUCGCAUCUGAGGAGACAGGGCGAAAGCAAAGGAUUUGAGUGAAGGUGUACAGAAAUUUUCAGAGGGACAGUGAAAUUGCCAAAACGACGCAUCGCGCGUUCAUUUCCCGUCACUGCGUGUGCGCUUCUCUCUCUCUCUCUCUCCCUCGCUCUCUAAACAGUCUAUAAAUCCGAGACUUGGUUUCCGACUGAUUUACUCCAAAAACAUUGCAGAAAACUGGACGGACAUGUGUCUCACCUGUGCGACUGCCGACCUAUCUCUCCCUAUCUCUCCGUGCACCGGGAACAGCGAGUGAGGACGCCGGCCGCCAGUCACAACUUUCUUUCCCGGAGUAGUUUUAGUAUUUUCGCUGGACGCCACAGCUGAAAAGGGGAGGAAAAAAAAAGACAGAGAAAAGUUGUUUUUGUUUUGUUUUGUUUACAGUCAAUGUUAUUUUUUUCUGCAUUAACGUAAGCGUUUAAUUAAAAGACGAGACGGCGGAUUCAGUCCCCUUCAUUUCUGUAGCGUUGGCACUCAUGGAUAUACAUUGUAAAGCAGAUCCAUUCUCAGCUAUGCACAGGCAUGGGGGUGUGAAUCAGCUGGGAGGAGUAUUUGUGAACGGCAGGCCCCUUCCCGACGUGGUGAGACAACGCAUCGUAGAACUUGCACACCAGGGAGUCAGACCCUGUGACAUCUCUCGGCAACUGCGGGUCAGCCACGGCUGUGUCAGCAAGAUACUGGGCAGGUACUAUGAGACGGGCAGCAUCAAGCCCGGAGUUAUCGGCGGCUCAAAGCCCAAAGUUGCGACCCCGAAAGUCGUUGAUAAGAUAGCGGAAUACAAGCGCCAGAAUCCAACCAUGUUCGCUUGGGAGAUUCGCGACCGACUAUUGGCCGAGGGGAUCUGUGACAAUGACAGUGUGCCCAGUGUCAGCUCCAUCAACAGGAUCAUUCGGACCAAAGUGCAGCAGCCUUUUCAUCCCUCACCGGAUGGGCCCGCCACAGCAGUCGCUGCACCAGGCCACACAAUAGAUAUUUCCUCUCACUGGGCUGCAGAUCUUUUGGGAACCAGCUGCCCUCCAAUACCUUGCUCGAGAGGCCUUUAUUCACGUCUGAACCUUGACAUCCCAAGCACAAACUCUCCGCCUGUGUCCUCAGCCUCCAAUGAUCCCGUGGGAUCGUACUCCAUCAACGGUAUUCUGGGCAUUCCACGAUCGAAUGGCGAGGCCAAGAGGAAACGAGAUGAAGUUUGUGUCCUCUUCCUGUUAGAUACCCAGGAUGCCUCCGGGCCGAACGGUGAUUCUCAGGGAACUGCGGAGAGUGUACGGAAGCAGCUGCGGAGCGAAGCAUUUGCCCAACAGCAGUUGGAGGCCCUGGAACGCGUCUUUGAGCGGCAACACUAUUCAGACGUUUUCAAUGCUGGCGAACAUAUCAAAUCAGAGCAGGCUAAUGAGUAUUCCCUCUCUGCCCUGGCCUCUGGAUUGGAAGAUGUCAAAAGCAGCCUCUCAGCCGCGGCCACCCCUGACCUUGGGACCAACGUUUCAGGACCCCAGAGCUACCCUGUUGUGACAGGCCGUGAUAUGGCAAGUACAACUUUACCUGGCUACCCUCCACAUGUUCCACCGACUGGGCAGGGCAGCUACUCCACCUCUACACUGGCUGGCAUGGUACCAGGUAGUGAAUUUUCGGGAAACCCUUACACCCAUCCACAGUACACAACCUACAAUGAAGCCUGGCGUUUCACUAACCCGGGAUUACUAAGUUCCCCUUAUUAUUAUAGUGCCGCAUCCAGGGGUGCUGCACCCCCCACUGCUGCCACUGCCUAUGACCGCCACUAGUUACUAUGGCAACCACAUGAAACUGCAAGAUGAAUCUCUUGGGCUCCACAUUGUACCAGUCUGAUCAAUUUCAACAGUUGGGAUGAAGAACUGGAAAACUUAGAAAACAAAAUUGUUAAUCUGUGAGAGUGGUGGAAGGACAGAUAAUUGAACAUCCAUUCUGAGCAACGUGGAAUACCCUGAUUUUGGCUGUUUCUCCUUCAAACUGUGGUGCCAUUGGUAUAUUUAAACUUUUGGCUUUAUUUCCCAUUUCAGCCCCAUUGGUUCCUAUUGACUGGACUGAAAAAAAAAGAUAAAGAAAAGGAAACAAAAUAGCUCAUAUAUAGAUAUAUAUAUAUGCGUAUAUCGUAAUGAACGGAUUGAUUUAAAAAUACAUUAACAAAAAAAAGCUGCUUCAGUGCUUCAAAACAUUAACUUGGCAUUUGGACGAGCUCAUGCUCCCAUGUUUAAUUUGGUGAUUGCAAUGAUUCCAAAUAUAUCUAUAGGCCUAAUGAAACAACAAUGAAAGAACAUCUGUUGUUUACAUGAAGACCAUGUCUGGGAAGGCAACAGCGACAUGACAACUGGUGGGUUAAUCAAACGGACUCAUUCCUCGCUGCAUCAUGUUUACAAGACAGCCUAUCUCAAAACUCUGGCUGAGUGUUGACUCCUGGUGUAAUGGAUGGAGGGAAUGCACCACACACUCUGUAGCCUUGCUGCCCACCCCUGUGUGGCAUCUCUGGCCCUUCCUCCCCUCACACCUGCUACCCCAACCCCCUUCCCGCUCAGGGUCAGGGGAGGCUCUUGCUGGUACAUAUGCCGUCUCCUAGUUGCCCCCUUGGCUGCACCAUUGUCCCUCACAUCCCUCCUCCCAGACUGGACCCACCGAGCUCUGUUGAGCUCUCUGCUCCUGGCGAUUCUCCAGAUACAUUGGUUCCUAUGACAUGCAGUCUUUUCAGGAAAUGACCAAAAGCAGUAAGCGCUACCUGUGAGAAGCACCCGAGAGCCACACUUAACCAUUCAAACCCCAACACACUUAACGUGCAACGGUUCUCAGUAAAUUCGAUUGUGUUUCGCUUCCGGAGUUGAUGAUGGAAGGUAUAGAAUGAAGACCGAAAAGCAGUUUACUUUCUUCAACAGACCGAUCUUGGAUGAAUGAAGGAAAGGCCACAUAAUAGCUGAUGUUUCCAUGUACUUUUUUUGCACUAGCUAUCUGAUUGUACCAAUUAUGGCUGCAAUGGGUUUGGAGUUGGUAAGGGGCACCGAUUUCUGCAGUAGAACGACAUCGUUAAAAAUGCUUUCCUUUCUAAGAAAGAAAAGAGUCAAAUAGGCACUUAAUUGGCUUGUAUUUUGAGUUUACAGUUACUGCACUCCAGUGGUGAAAGGUAUUAAUGAAGCCUGUAGAUAGACAUUACAAAAUAGCUAUAUGCUUUGGCAGUCACAGUAAACCCUGCCUUCUGACUACCUGCCAGAAACCAGAGCUUCCAUACACAACAGAAUUAAGAGCAAGGUUAUCUUAGAAUGAUUCUGAUGGUGGGGUAACAGGGGUGGAAUAUUCACUGAGCUCUCCAGAUUGUUGCUUGCGCUUAUUGUGGUAGUACAGAUUGACAAUGUGUUCUCCACUACACAUACUUUAAUCUGUGAACUGACAUAAAAAGCCUGUGUUCUGGAGGUUGCUUUGUUCUGCGUCCUCACCACUUCUUAUCUGCAUGCGAGUGCAAAAAAAGAACAGGCAUUUCAUACACACACGUAUAGAUAGACAGACACACAAAUACACAUAUACAGACAGACAUGCAUGCACACACAUACAGGCAGACAGGCAUAUAAACAGGCACAUUCGGA
Messenger RNA from Rhincodon typus (whale shark), 3762 nucleotides. Its product is annotated as paired box protein Pax-2. The coding region runs from base 643 to 1941 and encodes 432 amino acids. NCBI's taxonomy places the organism in Eukaryota, Metazoa, Chordata, Chondrichthyes, Orectolobiformes, Rhincodontidae. The transcript has 11 exons. Gene Ontology annotation, molecular function: DNA-binding transcription factor activity, RNA polymerase II-specific; RNA polymerase II cis-regulatory region sequence-specific DNA binding. Gene Ontology annotation, biological process: anatomical structure development; regulation of transcription by RNA polymerase II. The record is from RefSeq and is a predicted model, not a curated record.